Molecule: messenger RNA, 2976 nt
Organism: Neolamprologus brichardi
Lineage: Eukaryota; Metazoa; Chordata; Actinopteri; Cichliformes; Cichlidae
Source: RefSeq, a predicted model, not a curated record
CGGCUAGAAAUCAGCACUGAAAAGCAACAGUUUAAUCUUCCUGCUCUGCUUCUACUGCUGAAAACUUUUCCCACCGGUUUCCUAAACUUGUCCGGUCCCUUCUCGUUUGAAACCAAUUAAUGAGGCGGCUAAACUCACUAAUUGGCUACUUAAUUGGCCCCUGUCACCGGGCGCGCUGCUUCCGCUGGCUUUUAGCGCACCGCCACCCUCCUUUCUUUUCUCAGAAAUCACAAUCCCAUCUUGUCACAGCGAUUUAGGGUCAAUCUCUCACACAGGAAGGUGCUCUCGCGGAGGACCCCCCCGCCACCUCUGGAUCCCCCUCUAUCAGUAUCUCCCUCCCACUCUAUCUUGGUGUUUUAUGUCUGCGUCACAACAAGUCGGUCGAGAGCGAGAGGCAGGGAUGAUGGCGUCUCUGGCGGCUUGAUUCCGGUGCUGCUCUGACAAACCCGCCUUAAUAGCAUCAGUAGGUGGUGACGGAGAGGGGGGGUUGAGAGCAAAAGCGACGGGAACAUGACGAAACGGCACCGCGGAGGACGGACAAACUAGACUGAGAGACGGACGGACAGUCAGUCCCCCCCCUUCUCCUCCUCCUCUCCCUCCUCCUCGCUGACGGCUUGACUGACACACACAGGCGCUUGGCACAGACAGGGACAUACAUGCACAUCAUCCACUUUUUGCAAACACGCAGGCUGCGCAUCCGAGCUGGCAGUAAUUGGGCAGCGGAGACCCACAGCAGAUGAGGGCAUUUCAUGUCCAGCCUGUCCAGGAAUCACUGUGACCCCGACGGAAAGGAGUUCGACUUGACAGGAUGGGGGGAGUAAGUGAAGGAGAUGAUGUGUUGGCUCGAUGGAGUGAUGGACUACUGUACCUCGGCAAUGUGAAAAGAGUAGAUGGAGUGAAGCAGUGUUGUCUGGUGAGAUUUGAGGACAACUCUGAGUUCUGGGUACUGAGAAAGGACAUCCACUCGUUUGCUGCUGGAGUGGAAGAAGUUUGCUGUAUUUGUGACGCUCCGCCUCUUAAAGAACCCCUCAUAAAUUGUCUUAAAUGUCGCCACGGUUAUCAUCCCGAGUGUCACACGCCAACCAUCGAACCGGAAGCCGACAGCGAUUCGUGGAUAUGUCGGCAAUGUGUCUUUGCAGUCGCAACCAAGAGAGGGGGGGCCCUCAAACGGGGGCGCUUUGCCCGGCUCAUGCAGUUUAUGAAACUUCGGCUACCCUAUCAGCUGUCAUCCCUGGACUGGGACCCACAGCACCUGACCAAUCAGCAGCAGUGUUACUGCUACUGUGCCGGACCUGGAGAGUGGAACCUGAAGAUGCUACAAUGUGGCAGCUGUGGUCAGUGGUUCCACGAGGCCUGCACGCAGUGUCUAACCAAGCCUUUGCUGUAUGGGGACAGGUUUUAUCAGUUCCAGUGCUCUGUAUGUACAAAGGGACCAGAGACAAUCCAAAGACUCCCCAUGACUUGGGUGGAUUUGGCUCAUUUAGUACUCUACCAUCUCUCGCUGUGCUGCAAGAGGAAAUACUUUGAUUUUGACCAUGAAAUCCUGUCCUUCACCAAUGAGAAUUGGGACUCGUUGCUGCUAGGCGCGGUAUUGAUAUUUCCCUCUGGAGACAGAAGAUGUUUUUCCGUGUUUCCCAGGUUCGUCUCUGGAAAGGAGAUCAAGAAGAAAAAGUGUCUUUUUGGGCUUCAGGUUCGAGCCCCUCCACCGCUGACGUCCGAUUCGUCGCCGCUCAUCACCGACCCACCUAUCAACAUCACGCACCGGAGAAGCCCAUUGUCGCUACCCUGCCAGAGGAGAGUGGGGGGGCCAGAGUCACGUAAAUCAAAGCGUCGCAUCAUGGAGACACAGGCAUGUCCACCCCCAGUAGCUGCCAACCCUAUUGAGCUACUGCCAUGUUGCCAUGGCUACAUGGGUGGGGCCAGCCUGUAUAACUCCAGGAAGUCAGAGGAGGAGCUUAACCUGAGCUCUCCUCCAAAACGGAUGUAUGCCCUAUACCACACCACCUACAAUGGGAGCUCAACACUCUCCAGGAGUCUCCAUCACUACAACAGCAUGGAGGACAACUGCAGGUUACCACCAACAUACUUCCCAUACCCCCUCAAUUCCAACAGCAACCAUCACCACAACCACCUCCACCAGCACCAUCACAACCACCAGCACAACCACCAACAUCAACACCAGCUGGGGCAGAAGCAGCUGGAGCCCCUCAUUCUACGUGACUUACCUCCUUAUCAGGCUGGCAUGGGUGCAGGAGGUGGUGUAGGUGGAGGCGGAGGAGGAGGAGGUGGCGGUGGCGGCGGUGGUGGAGGAGGAGGAGGCGGCGGCGGGGCACCGGGAAUGGGAAUGGGAGGUGGGGACGGAACAGUGGCCAGGAGCUGGGGAGGAGGGGAGGCAGUGAGGAUCCUGGCGAGACGAGUCACACCUGACGGGAAGGUGCAGUACCUGGUGGAGUGGGAGAACGUGAGUUUGUACUGAGACAAAGAGCGUAAACUAGAGACACAAUGACUGUUUCGCAGUUGUCACAGAACUGCUGUGUAUGUAAUACGUGGCAGUGUUUAAAGUACAAACAAAACAAAAAGGAAAAAAAAUCUCUACACGUUGCAAAUCCAGGUUGCUCUCAUAGUAUCACCUCGAAUUCUACAUCAUUAUAACCUCACUACUUGUUACUAAAUGUCCCUCUUUGCUAGUGUUUCUCUGAUAUUUGUACUGUUAACUUUGGAAUAUGCCUUUGCAUUUAUCAUCUUUUACAAUGAUGAGGGAAAAUGUGUAAACCUCCUGAUGAUUUUGUCUGUGUUUGGACCACAUUAAUAUUUGUAAUUAAAAGGCCACGCUUAAAAAGAAAUAUCUGAAAUUCCAACAUUUAACAGUCAAAAAAAUCCCAAAUAUACUUAUUUUACUUUGUUCUGGUUCAGUUUUGUGUUGAAACCCAGUUAUAACAAAUAAAAGAGCGGAGUUAGAGUCACUUUAGACAAAAA